AUGAGCCCACUAAUGGCAUUAUUUGAGUUAAUAGAAAAGGCCAAUUUCUACUCAUCUAGAAAUUACACUGAAGCUGCAAUUCUUGCUGCUAAUUCACCACAUAUCCAUUGCAGUGAUUAUGUACGACCAUUUGAUUUAACAUUAGUGCUAUCUAUUUACCUUCGUGCCAAUAUUUCUAUUAAGGGAAAAAAGGUUGGAUUCCAACCAGAUUAUUCUUCUCUUUUACAAAAAAUUAUGAGAAUGAAUCCUGACAAAGAUGCAGAAUUGGCUACUGCAUUAACAAACGAUGAAAAUGGACCUUUGGUUGAUAUUGAAAAACCAGAACAUGGACAUCUUCAAACUCAUUUACUUGAAAUAAAUUUAUUACAUGCUCCUCAAGUAGCAGAUGCUAUUCUUGGCAACAAUAUGUUUACUCAUUAUGAUAAACCUACAAUUGCACAUCUAUGUGAAAAAACUGGAUCAUUUCAAAGGGCUUUAGAACUUUAUGGUGAUGUCAGUGAUAUUAAACUUGACAAUUCACUUGAUUGUUUAAAAGAAAUGCUCAAAGCCAAUAUUAGACAAAAUUUACAAAUAGUAAUACAAAUUGCUACAAAAUAUUCAGAACAAUUACGACCAUCAAAUUUGAUUCAAUUAUUUGAAUCUCUCAUGCGAGGCACUGAUCCUGAUGUGCAUUUUAAAUACAUUCAGGCAACUGUUAAAACAGGACAGAAUAAAGAAGAAGUUAAAUUGCAAGAUCAACUCCCAUUGAUUAUUGUCUGUGAUAGAUUUGAUUAUGUGCAUGAUUUAGUUUUAUAUUUGUAUCAACAAAAUUUAACAAAAUAUAUUAAAGUAUAUGUCCAAAAAAUUAAUUCACCACGUACUCCAGCUGUCAUUGGUGGUUUAUUGGAUGUUGAUUGUGAUGGAAAUACUAUAAAAAAUUUAUUGAUGUCAGUUACUGGGACUGUUCCUAUUGAUCAACUUAUUCAAGAAGUUGAAAAAAGAAAUCGUCUUAAAUUGUUAUUACCAUGGUUGGAGUUACAUGCUAAAGAAGGAAAUCAAGAUCCUGAACUUUACAAUGCUUUGGCUAAAAUUCAUAUUGAUAAUAAUGUUGAUCCAGAAAAAUUUCUUCGAGAGGAUACACAUUAUGAUUCAAUGGUUGUUGGAAAAUACUGUGAAAAACGUGAUCCUCAUCUUGCUUUCGUUGCUUAUCAACAUGAACAAUGUGAUUUUGAACUUGUUAGGGUAACAAAUGAAAAUAUUAUGUUUAAACAUCAAGCUUGUUAUUUGGUGAAACGUCGUGAUCCUCAACUUUGGGCACAUGUGUUAGAUGGUAACAAUAUGCAUCGUACUAGUUUAACUGAACAGGUCAAUGCUGUUGUUUUGUCAGAAACUACCGAUCCAGAAGAUGUUUCUGCCACAGUGAAAGCUUUAUGGCUGCAGAUUUACAAUUGGAGCUUAUGGGAUUAUUAA
This is a messenger RNA of Entrophospora candida, 1449 nucleotides long. The record is from the annotation of a GenBank genome assembly. Lineage: Eukaryota; Fungi; Glomeromycota; Glomeromycetes; Entrophosporales; Entrophosporaceae.